This is a messenger RNA of Bufo bufo (common toad), 874 nucleotides long. RefSeq names its product lysozyme g-like. NCBI's taxonomy places the organism in Eukaryota, Metazoa, Chordata, Amphibia, Anura, Bufonidae. Bases 139 to 699 code for a protein of 186 amino acids. The transcript has 6 exons. The record is from RefSeq and is a predicted model, not a curated record. Gene Ontology annotation, molecular function: lysozyme activity. Gene Ontology annotation, biological process: peptidoglycan catabolic process.
UUCUACUGGGACAGACUCCUUUCAGUUUCAUCUAUCCUCCUAUCUAUAAAAGGGGAUAGAAAAUUCUAACUCUGCACACAGCAUUGACAGGGACAACAGCAACUAGCCUUCUUUCAAAGGUGCAGAGUCAAAACUACAAUGGCAUCGAGAUACGGUAAUCUUGACACAAUUCAAUGCAGCGGUGCCUCGGAAACAACUGGUAGACAGGAUAGAGAGAAUUAUUCUGGUGUCUUUGCUUCAGAGAGGCUGGCAAAAACGGAUCUGGAAAGAAUGAAGAGACACAAGCCGAAGAUACAGUCGGCGUCCAGUAGAACUGGGAUACCAGCACCUAUCAUCGCUGGAAUCGUAUCUCGUGAGUCACGUGCUGGCAACGCUCUAGAUGGAAAUGGAUAUGGUGACCAUGGAAAUGCAUUUGGCCUCAUGCAGAUUGAUAGAAGGUGGCAUACACCUCGUGGAGCUUUUGAUAGCGAAGAACACAUUCUACAGGGUACAGAGAUCCUAUGUUCCAUGUUUAAUGUGAUACAGCAGAAAUUUCCACAGUGGACAGCAAACCAACACAUGCAAGGUGCUCUUGCAGCCUACAAUAUGGGACCUGAUAGCGUAACCAGUUUUAAUACUGUCGACAGCCGCACAACAGACGGGGACUACUCAAACGAUGUCCUUGCUAGAGCAAAGUAUUAUAAGAGAAGCGGAUUCUAAGAAAUAAUAGAUGGAAAAUCACUGGGGGAUUUAUCAUAGACCAGUGAUCUUUACUUUACUUUUUACUUUUCUCCUUUAUUCAUUAUAUUGUGAAACAGCUGGUAAUAAGGGAAUUAUAGCAAAUGGUAGAUUACUGAUGAAAAUAAAGCUGAACAGCAAUUAUUGGGCACAACAA